This is a messenger RNA of Caenorhabditis auriculariae, 735 nucleotides long. NCBI's taxonomy places the organism in Eukaryota, Metazoa, Nematoda, Chromadorea, Rhabditida, Rhabditidae. The record is from the annotation of a GenBank genome assembly.
AUGGUUCUCCGUUCAUUUGUUUCGUACUCGCAGACAUAUAAUUUGAUCUUGAAGCUGCAGCCCGGAGACCGUGCUCUAGGUGGAAGCCUCAAAUUUUGAGCGACAACUUCGAGGGAAAACUUUACAUGAAAUUUACACGGAAUUAUAAGGAAUAUUCGAAGAAAAAGUCAUCUUAUAACUAAAUUCCAGAGGACACCAAAAAUCUAUCUAUGUCUGGCUUUACAGAGCUUAUCGAUGUUGAAAAUGGCAGUUUCGUCAGCCACUUUAUGUGGCUACAUUUUUCUUCUGUGGCGCAUCCUAACUAUACGAAAAUCGAUGCCAACGAUCCAAGGUCAACAAAAAAAUCAUAUCAGUAUUGUUCUGUUUUCGUUAAAUCGCAAACCGCUACUCCCUGAAGUCAUUUCAUGACAUCAUUCGUAACACAAGAAAUAAGCGUAAUCGAAAUAUUUGGCUAUAUAUUCAUUUUAUUCACGUGAACAUGAUGCAGCAGAUUAUUAUUAUCUCAUUUCAUCACGUCGACUAGUCGGUCUCAUUGCCGCUCUCGCAUGGGAAUAUUCCGACGCCCGUCAGCCCAGGACAAGCUGCGCGCCGUACUGUUCCAACAUGGUGAAGCAGUUUAUUCGCUGGUACUACCAACGGGCCCACAUUAUUUCUCAACUGUCACGCCGGGACUUAUUGGACAACGAUUGUGGACCGAAACCCGCGCCGACGACUAACUCUUCGAUUAUACCAUGA